AAACAUGUGGCAUCUUAACUGAUCACCGGAAUAGUUGUUAUCAUCAUUGUCAUCACUUGUAAAUCGUCAUCAUCACCACUGGGGCCCUCGAGGCAAAUUUAGCCACGGGUCCCAAAAUUACUUAAUGCGGCACUGGCUAAAUAUGAAGGGUAUGCAUGACAGAAAGAGCACAAGCGCGAAACAGGGCCGUCGCUACGAAGUUGUCUACACAUGCGCGUCAAGACAAGGUUCCGCUCAAUCAUCAAAAUUGACAGAAAGAAAGCUUCGAACCGCAGUUUCGAACAGAAAAGGAACUGGUUGUUUUUGCCCGCAGAUAUCUCAAACAGUCAUUCCCUUAAGCUCUGCGAUAAAAAAAGAAAAAAAAAAGAAUAGUAACAUUCACCAACGAAUAAACUGUGGUAUACGGCUCAUAAUAGGCUGCUUUAUAAAUUCGAAUACUUUUCGUGUCCUUCCGUUUAGGGCUUUCAUUUUUCCCCCAUCGCGGCAGCCUCACGCGCUUGCAUGCUCACGCGAGCAUACGCUGUUAUAGCGCAGUGAAGCACGAGGCCGAAUGCUGCAACUGUUCUGCAGGGUGUCGUGUAAUCUAGCAAAUUAUGGCGCUCGAAAGACAGCAUGCAAAUUUCACGUGAGGCGAAUUGAGAAGAGAAAGAGAACGAAAUCUACAGACCAGGCAUUAAAGCCAGCCGAAUCUACGCUCUUGCCACUCACGCGAAGAGGGAUGUCUGAUCUGCUGGAACUUGUCUAAUCUACUGCAACUUGUCUAAAUCUCUUGGCCAUGAACGCGCGGAAUGAUACACUUUCAAGACGGAACUUCUUGCGCAUCUCCCACAGCGAUGUAGUCAAAGUGUGAAACGGAGCUCGAGAGACGCAGUUGGCGUCUUACCGCGCUUCGUUGCUCGUGCUUGCCGAACGGCCAGUUCUAUGUGCUUGUCAUCGCUAGGUGCUUGUAUAUGCUGCAGUAGAACCGCCGGCCACAGAAGCACAGCGCUCGGCGGAUCAAAGAACAUUCUGAUGCCUCAAAAGCCGUGUCAGCAAGCAAUGGACGAGCAGCGUUCGUCAGCCGAGCGUCCUUCAGUCACUCCUGCAGAGAGCUCUUCUUCCUCUCGUGCGGUGGACGUGCCGAUCAUUGUGCCGGCGUUCGUUUUCAGCCUUGGCUUUGGUGAGGGGGCCUUGAUGGACCCGUCGAAACAGCGAAGCGCGUUCGAAGAUUCCCCGCGCUCCGACGAGCCAGCAGUCUCCACAUUUAGCCCGGAUCUUAGCGGUGAGGCUGUCCAGCGCGGAUGCCAAGGCGCCAUCGAGGAGUCGCAGAAUCAGCAGCAGGAAGCAUCGGCGUGUAGCGGAGAUUUCGGCGAUCAGUCUGGGAUGAGCCACCUGGGUGGGCAAGACGCUCACAGCAGCACGCUCAGCUCCGUUCAGCAGUCGCCCGCACCCUCCAGUCCAAGCUCCAGUGACGAAGAUUUGGUGUACCGCAGAGAACAGCGUGACUCCGUAUCCGGCUUCGGCCACAGCGACGGUGAUAUUAUGAACCAGCUUGUGCCCCAAGGAAUGUUCGACAAGGCCUUGGACUUAAACCAUCAGCAACACAGUCUGCGCAAUUUAGGCUCCGGCGACCAUGAGUUCACGAAGCUUGAGCCGCAAGACGCCUUCUGUGAAACGCUCCGCUGCGAUCAGCAGCCUGCCUUUUUGCACAGUCUAGGUUUAAGAGACAAAAGUGUCGCCGACCAGAAGGACUCGUUCAGUGACACACUGCGCCCAGCUAAGACGUAUGAAUCCACAUUGAACCAGCCGGGAUUCCAUGAUGAGUCGAAGAACCAAUUGAAAUGGGAAGCGCAACCAUCCGCAGAGCAGAGUUCAGCUGCUGAUACAUUCCGGCAGUCAACUCAGCUGUCGAUCGCAGGGUGGAAUCCUCCGGACGCUAAUCAGAAAGCGUUCCAUGCCUCUGAGGACGUUGAACCUUUGGCGGUUGAUUUGAUGCCAGCGUUACCGUCUUCCCCACCCAGCGGACAAAUGAAUGGCGAAGGCCACCUAAAGGGCCAAGACGCACUCGAGAAACUACUGAAAUCGCAGCAACCUGAGCACCUCGUGACCUCCAACACCUCUGAAAUGAUGCCCCAGCAGCCUCCUGAUCAAAACACGGAACUCUAUGAUUCGCCGAUCAACCAGGCGACGAUGGAAUUGGCCCUCGCAGCGGCGCUGUCCGGUGCAGAUGAGCCUAUGAUGUCGCAGGAAGCGUCUCUCCGUACUCCGAGCCCCGACGACACUGCGAUGAUGUACCCGGGAAGUGAGUUGCAUGGAGGGCAAGCCUGUCACCAGCAGUGUGUCCGCGAAGGUUGCCCGAACCCAUCCGUCGUGUCGCGCGAAUGGGAUGGCGAGUACUGCAGCACUGAGUGCGUCGUGUUGCAUUGCAACAGGGUAUUCUCAAACUGGGUGGCCCGAAGGCUUGGCACCGAAGGUGCUGUCCAGCACACGAGUCUUACUGCUGAGCGGCCUUAUCUGCAGCACUAAUAUAAUACGUGCAACGUAAUUGUAACUUAGUACGAGCAAAUUCAGCAGUUUAUGAAGGAUUAGAUUCUGAACUUGUUAGGUGUAACGGUGUUUUAUGCGUUGUUUGCGCGUUGUGUGAUAGCAACUUGGGUAUCUUGUACAACAAAUAAAUGAAUAUGUCACCUG
Messenger RNA from Dermacentor andersoni, 2670 nucleotides. The record is from RefSeq and is a predicted model, not a curated record. Lineage: Eukaryota; Metazoa; Arthropoda; Arachnida; Ixodida; Ixodidae.